Molecule: messenger RNA, 792 nt
Organism: Suillus discolor
Lineage: Eukaryota; Fungi; Basidiomycota; Agaricomycetes; Boletales; Suillaceae
Exons: 3
Coding region: 77-715 (212 amino acids)
Source: RefSeq, a predicted model, not a curated record
CAGGAUUCUUGUCAUCCACUCAAGGACGCAUUUUGAAGACGAAGGAGUUGGAAGGAUUGUCAGCCUUCACCAUAUCAUGUCGAAUACCACUGCUCCAGUUUCACAUUCGGAGCUGCGAUCAGAUACGACACGUAGUCCGGCCUCAGAUUUGAACCCAUACUACGGACGCCACUCCAUUGUCAAUGAUGGUGCUAGAUACCCAACCAAACCAUUAAUCUCCACCAAGGGCUGGACCCUCGCGCAGCUGAUCAAAAAAUCGCCUAAUUUUUGUCCAGUGGACAGGGUCCGUUUUGACGAUCCGAUGCUAAUCCAGACAAUUCGGAUGUACGAAGAUUCUGGUGCCCCCUUAAUCAUUGAAGGAUUCCAUGAACACGAUAGUUGGCCCACCGAUCUGUUCACCUUGGAUUGGCUCAGUGAGCAUGGGAAACCGGGGGCGUUCGCACGCAACGUGCACACCUGGGCUGAUUUCGACCUGCCCCUUUCAGAGCUCAUCCAUAAACUUCGUGCGACACCAGUAUACGCUAAUGAAAAUGAAACCGAGCGACUGUAUGGCAAAGAUGCGGAAUGCCCGCACGAGUGGGCAACUUGGCUAUCAACGUCUAGCGUCCUCCCAAGUGAUCUUCUACCUCACGGAACCAAUGAUUACCUAAAGUACCUUUCGGUCAGUUCGUUUACACUUUGUGGCUAUCCAUAUAAUCAGCUUCGAUCAGAGUGAUGUUCAGACUUUGAUGUGCUACCUCGGAGUAGGGGACACGUUCACUCCUUUCCACAAGGAUCUUUGUGCAUCUUCUG